Xenopus laevis (African clawed frog) is the source of this 2089-nucleotide messenger RNA. RefSeq names its product FEZ family zinc finger 2 L homeolog (gene fezf2.L). Gene Ontology annotation, cellular component: nucleus. Gene Ontology annotation, molecular function: DNA-binding transcription factor activity, RNA polymerase II-specific. Gene Ontology annotation, biological process: regulation of transcription by RNA polymerase II. The record is from RefSeq and is marked provisional. NCBI's taxonomy places the organism in Eukaryota, Metazoa, Chordata, Amphibia, Anura, Pipidae.
GAGAGUAGAGUGUCAGCUCCAUUGUGUGCAGCAGUGAGAGUGUUGUGGGCACAUUAGGGGCUGGGGGGUAAUAAGUAGAGGGGGACUGGCUGCUUCUCAUUUCAGCUCAGAGACUCUGCCUGUGAUGUGAUGUCAGCUCAAUGCAAAGAGACAGUGAUCUCACUCUGAUCAAGGGACCUGCUGGGGAAAUGUGACAGCGACAUCUCACUAGUGAGUCGCAGCGGCAGCUCAACAGACGCACCGCCCAAGUGCGCAAAGGGACAGAGAUAAAUAAAUAAAGGGGCUGUGCCUCGUUUAAAUGUAAAUAAAGAGACUCGGACUAUGGAAAGUCGCUGAUUAAAUUGACUGGAGUCGGAGCUGCUGAGUCGCUGCAACUUGUCGCAAGGAUGUCUGCGCCUUUAGAGACGGUCAUGAGCCCCUGCCAGAGAUUGGACGCGAGGACUGGGGCUGCUGCUCCCCCCAAGAGCCUGGCUUUCUCCAUAGAGAGAAUUAUGGCCAAGACUUCAGAGCCCAGGGCUGGUGUGUUUGAAGCCAACCAAGGACUGGAGUCAGGCGCAAAGAAAACGCUAAAUGUUUGCCCCCCUGUGCCCUGUAUGAUCCCCAUUCAGUCUCUGGCCUAUGAUGUGAGCCCCAAGGCGCUGCUGAACUACUCGGAGCUGUGGAGAAGCAGCAUCAGGGGGUCGCUGUGUGGCCCCUCCGCUCUCUGCAAAUCCAACUGCGGAAUCUGCUGCAAAAACGACUUUAACUUGAGUCAGUCGCUUGCGCCCAGCGGCAGAGUCAUCAAACCUCAGGUCAUUAACCAAACUCUGGGGAUGCCCAGCAGCGGCUCCUUCUAUUACUUCAACUACCUGGAAUCUUCCUUCCACCCGCCUGACCUCCUCAACGGCCAGUUGCUCUCCUCCAGCCUCAUAAACGCUCAGUCGCAAGCGACACUUUCCGCGCAUCACAAACUAUUCCUGCUGGACAAUUCCAAGCUCUCUGCUCUGGCCGCCGACAAAUUCCCCAACCCACAGUUUCCCCAUAAAGAGAGACUCCCCGGCCAACUGGACCAGGUGAUGAAGGAGAACUCGGCCCUGACUGACAGAACCGGCAAAAUCCACAGUAAACUCAGCGCUAAUUCCGGGGAAGGGAAACCCAAAAUCUUCACUUGUGAAGUCUGCGGAAAGGUGUUUAAUGCCCAUUAUAAUCUAACGAGGCACAUGCCAGUCCAUACUGGGGCCAGGCCUUUUGUGUGUAAAGUUUGCGGCAAAGGAUUUCGCCAGGCGAGUACUCUGUGCAGACACAAGAUCAUCCACACGCAGGAAAAACCCCACAAAUGUAACCAGUGCGGCAAAGCGUUUAACAGAAGCUCCACGCUGAACACUCACAUCAGGAUCCACGCGGGCUACAAACCCUUUGUCUGCGAAUUCUGCGGGAAGGGAUUUCACCAAAAAGGGAAUUAUAAAAACCACAAACUGACCCACAGUGGAGAGAAGCAGUACAAGUGCAGUAUCUGUAACAAAGCCUUCCAUCAAGUCUACAAUCUGACGUUCCACAUGCACACACACAACGACAAGAAGCCCUUCACUUGCGCCACUUGCGGCAAAGGAUUUUGCAGGAACUUCGACCUGAAAAAACACGUCAGGAAAUUACACGACAACGUUUCAUCCUCUUGUUCCCACAAGGAAAUCUCCAGGACUGGACAGAGUUAAAUAAAAAAUAAAAAAUAAACAAAAAAAACACUGAAGCAGCUGCACUUUCUCUCCCAAAGUCGCACACUGUGAUAUUCACUACAAACUCAUUUACUUGGAUGGUUGAAAGAAAGGGAACCCCCCCACCCACCCAGAACCAACGCUGAAUUCAUUUGGGGGGAGAGGUCCAGGUUUGUAAACGAACACAGGACUUUAACACUUCCACUCUCUCUUAUUUUAUAUUUUUAUUCUUUUGUUGCGUUUGAAGAUUUUUUUUUUUUUUUGCAAUUAUGUUGGAGUAGAACUUUUAAAUUGUAAAUAUUUUCCAGGAAAAGUGAGAUUUAUAAAGUGGGUGUAAAUUAAGAAUCUACUGUACAGAGUAAGGAAUGACUUCUAUGACAAUAAACACGUUAGAAUGA